Molecule: messenger RNA, 5187 nt
Organism: Oreochromis aureus
Lineage: Eukaryota; Metazoa; Chordata; Actinopteri; Cichliformes; Cichlidae
Product: ERC protein 2-like
Exons: 18
Coding region: 401-3844 (1147 amino acids)
Biological process (GO): maintenance of presynaptic active zone structure; regulation of synaptic plasticity; neuromuscular synaptic transmission
Cellular component (GO): cytoskeleton of presynaptic active zone
Molecular function (GO): structural constituent of presynaptic active zone
Source: RefSeq, a predicted model, not a curated record
GUGAGCUCCAGGAAAAGCCCUCCAAAGGAUUGUAAAUUAUCAUCAACAACAGAUCUAUGCCGUUGCAGUUUGGGCGGUGAUUCGACUUUUCUCUUCGCAGCAACAGCUGGCUGCAAACUCAGAAAAUCCAUGAUGUCCUGCACCGUAGCUGAAAUUACAAGACCUCUGACCUGUGUGUCCGGGAGACCUGUUGCCAACAGUGACUGCUGCUUUCCUCAAAUAGGACUAAAUAAAAGUCAGCCUCAAGCCCUAAACAAUCAGGGAUGGACAGGUGAAAACUGAGAGGCCAGUAGGUGGCCUUUAUUUACUCUGUUAUCCACAAAGGACAUGAGCAUAUUCUCAGCUUUAACAGUUUCUUUUCAGAUGUUGUAUUUUGCCAUGUAAAAAAAAAAAAAAAAAGAUGCCUUUAAAUAUUAGAGCCAAGCCCACACAGAGCAAGCUUUCUGCUGCUGCAAAGGGUAGUGGGCACACCGAUGGCAACUCAUCUCAUUCACGUUUCUUAAGGUCCCCUAAACACGGGAAAGGCAAACAGGCUGUAAGCUCAGCACCAGGGGCCCGUUCAGGGUUAGAACCAGGCUCUGUGUCAGGAGGUGUGCCUGCAACACCAUCUAAACAGACUGGGGGACAAGGGUCAGUGUCAAGGCCAGGUUCAAAAAUCAAAGCUGACCCAGAAGCAGGCAAAGGGUCAACGCGUGGUUCAGCGACAGCACCAGGGGGUAAAACCAUGUCUAUGGAGAAUAUUCAGUCUUUGAGUGCUGCAUAUGCCACAUCAGGUACUAUGUAUCCCAGUGAACGGGAGUCCUUGGAACCCUCUGGUGGGUACCCCAAAGGCACCAUGACACUAGGUAGAAGUACCAGCCGCUCCUCCUACACUGGCCGGACGACAGCUACGGGAAGCAGCCCAAACAUCACAUCUUCUGGGAUGCAUCACUUGUCAGACCCUUGUGAAGACCAGAGUUUUCUUUCUGGAGGGACUUCUAGUUUACGGCGGCAGUCUGGAAGGCACACACAGAUAAUGAAUUCGGCUCGAUGUGGAGAGGUUUCCACAUUUGAUCUCCAUUCUCAGCUGAGGGAUCUGCAGAGAGAGAACAACAACCUGCGGAGAGAACUGGAAGGAGGUAGGGAUGGAAGGACAGGCCCCAGCAUGAACAGCGUCAACUUUUGGAGCCCAGAUUUAAAGAGAGAAAAGGGCGUGAGGCGAGAGGAGGGAGUGAGGAGCUCCAUUGUGAAAGACCAGUACAGGACAAACCAAGAAGAUUUGCAGCCUGGGAAUAACAGAAGAAACAAGCAGCUUCCGUUAACAGUUCAGGAGCUUCAGGAGGAGCUGAGGGCUCAUAGAGAGAUGAACAGUCGCUCCCAGCACCACCGUCAGCAGGGGAACUCCUAUCGAGAGCUCCAUAUGGACCAGGACCUCAGAGGGGGACUCAGCCCUGGCCACAGUCCCAGACAAAGCCCCAGCAACCUGCAGAGUCCUGGACCAAAGAGCAGCCCCAGAGCCAGCCCAUCCAACACCUACAAUCCAAGGCAACAGGAAGCUGACAUCAUCAUUCACAGCCCCGGAUACGGCUGUAACACUGCAGUAGCCGCACAAAGAAUCAGCCCAGCUGACACUCUUCAGCGUGGGCUGAGGAGCAGCCCAAAUCAGCCUCUCUACAGUCCUAGCCAAGGUCCCGGGAUUGUACCCAGCUCUGGUUCUCUCCACCCUUGUAGUCCCUGUCAGGUGCCUGGGUGUGACGGCUUUUCCUCACCUCCUCCCCUGGUUCCAUCAGAGGAGAACUUCUUCCAACUGCAGUCAGAGCACGAGCGGCAGGCCAAGGAGCUAUCCCUGCUGAGGAAAACCAUGGAAGAGAUGGAGAUGAGAAUUGAUUCUCAGAAGCAGACGCUGGGUGCCCGGGACGAGAGCAUCCAGAGACUGUUAGAGAUGCUUCAAGGCCAAAGCCAAGGUCAAGGUCAGGGACACUGGGGACGGGGACAGCGGACAGGCAUAAUAACCAUGGCAGCGCAGGAGGCUGAAGCCCAACUGGAGAACGUGCAUUUGAGAGAGGACACCAAGAUCUCUUCCCUGGAGAGGAACAUCAGAGACUUAGAGGAUGAAGUCCAGAUGCUAAAGACCAGCGGCCUGCUGCACUCUGAUGAGAGGCAGGAUGAGCUCAAGCAGGUGGAGGUCUACAAGAGCCAUUCUAAAUUCAUGAAGACUAAGAUAGAGCAGCUGAAGCAGGAGCUGAACAGGAAGGAGUCUGAGAUGCAGGCGCUGCAGACCAAACUAGAAACACUGACCAAUCAGAACUCGGACUGCAAGCAGCACAUCGAAGUGCUAAAAGAGUCGCUCAGUGCCAAGGAGCAGCGCGCCAAUACACUCCAGACAGAGGUAGAUGCUCUGCGAGUGCGUUUGGAGGAGAAGGAGCAGUUCCUGACCAAGAAGACCAAACAGCUGCAGGACUUGACUGAUGAAAAGAGCACACUAACGGGAGAAAUCAGAGACAUGAAGGACAUGCUGGACGUCAAGGAGAGGAAGAUUAUUGUCUUGCAGAAAAAAAUUGAGAACCUGUUGGAACAGUUAAAGGACAAAGACAAACAGGUGGCUGGAUUGAGGGAAAGGGUUCAGGGCCUUCAAACCGACUCCAGCAACACAGAUACGGCUCUGGCUACACUGGAAGAAGCUUUAUCAGAAAAGGAGCGAGUGAUUGAAAACCUCCGGGAACAAAAGGACCGGGAGGACAGGGUUCGGCUGGAGGAGCUGGAGCAGCUGAGAAAGGAGAACCACGAAUUAAAAGACAAACUAUCAGUCAUGCAACCCCAGAAACAGCCUCACAACCAGCCCGGUAACCCCAGCCCAACCCAGAACCAGAGGCCAGAUGGAGAGGUGAAAACCAAAGUAGAUGGGCCACCGGCAAUGAGCCCCACGAUCCAAACUACAGAGGAAGCAGUCAAGAUAUGUCCGGAUAUCACAGAUCGUCUGAGGGUCCUAGAGCAGGAAGUGGGCCGCUACAGAGAGGAGUCCAGGAAGUCACAAGCUGAAGUGGAGAGGCUGAUGGGAGCUUUAAAGGAUGCUGAGAUGGACAAAUCUUGCAAGGAGAAAAAAAUCUCUGAUCUUGAAAGACAAAUCAAGUCUCCUAACAUCCAGAAGCAGACAGUGCCAGGUGAGAUGAGGAAAGACGCCCUGAUUGAUGGACAUCCCCACUCGUUAUCACAGCUUCCUCUUUUGGCUUCCCAGGAUGCCAUGCGGGACACAGCUGAGCGGAUCAUGGAGCUGGAGAGGGCACUGAGAGAAAGCAUGAACACCUCUGCACAUAGGGAGGCUCUCUGGGCACAGGAGGAGGCUGCCCGGGUUCAGGCCCAGAGACAGCUGGAGGAACUGAUGGGAGCUUUGGAGAAGACACGCCAGGAGCUGGAUGCCACAAAACUGCGUCUGUCCUCCACUCAGCAGUCGCUGCAUGAAAGAGACGGACAUCUGAACAGUCUGCGGCAGGAGAGACGCAAGCAGUUGGAGGAGAUUCUGGAGAUGAAGCAGCAGGCUUUGCUUGCAGCCAUCAGUGAAAAGGAUGCCAACAUCGCCCUGCUAGAAUUAUCCUCCUCCAAACGCAAGAAAGCCCAGGAGGAAGUGAUGGCUCUGAAGAGGGAGAAGGACAGGCUCAUGCACCAGCUCAAACAGCAGACUCAAAGCAGAAUGAAGAUGAUAGCUGAUAACUACGAGGAAGAUUACAUCCAUCCCCAGCAUCACCCUCAUCAUUCGCACCACAUGCACCCAGCAAAUGUCCAUCACCGAAGCUUGCCAAGAGCACCCCCCCACGCCAACCACCGACCCCCUAUGGAGCAGGAUGAUGAAGAGGGAAUAUGGGCAUGACGACCACCAACAUGACCACCCACAUCCGUUUCUUCACACUCGUGGAAUCAGAUACCAGGCUUCAGCUACAAGAAUACAGAUACACCGGCCCAUAUAUCCUUCACAAUCGUGACCACCAGACCUGAUUAAAUACAGAUAUAAAUGCACACUCAAGCACCCACCAUUACACUUGGAUUCUGGUGAAGUUUUCAAAUGGGUAGAAAUUAGUUAUUCUAGCAACUGGCAUGCAGUGGCCCACAGAAGACCUGGGAACACCAUGUGUGAAUGCACCUCAUCAGAACAUCUGGCAUCAGUGUGGCAAGCGGUCCACUGCCUUCAUUUCUCCAGCUUUCUUCAAUUGGAAGCUGGAUUUAUUUUACAGUACCGUGGUGCUACAGAGUCCUGGCUUCUCAUCAACCGUCCCCCAAACAACUGUUGACUAUGAGCGCGGCCGAGCUGAGCCAGAGGAACUGGCAGUAAACUCAUGCCAGCUCUAGACUCUUUUAUGGUAGCAUGAAAAGUAUUCACGUUUGCAGCUAAAUAUCAGACUUAUGUAAAUAUGACAACACGGACCUUGUAAUCCAUAAUCCACAGAGACCUUCUCAAUGUAUUGUGCCAAAGGAGAUAUCUGCUGAGAUAAAUUACUGAAAUGACAAUGCAACUGAGUGCUUUGUAAAACCACCCUUGCCCAUCUCCCAUUUCCUGCAGAGAGAUCACCACGAAAUGUUUGAGGAUUAGCUUCCUUCUUUUCCAAAAAUAGGGUCCUUAGUUAACUGGGAGGGAAACACAGCUGACCUCAAAGCAGCCAACUUAUUAUAAGAAAAGUCUGUAUACAUUUCUCCUUGUGUUCGUCUUGCCUCCCCUUCAUUGUUUAAUGAACCACUUUCAUGUUCUGUUUGAUUUUCUACAGCUGAAACUAUUUGAGUGCCACUUUUCUUCUUCUUCUUCUUCUUCUUUUUUAAAAUAUCACAGAUUCAUGUGACUUAUUGUUCUGAUUCCAACAAGUGGUGUAUUAUGUUACUGUCUAUUGAUCUGUGAAUCUGAGUGACUAAUCUGAUUAUAAUGAAGUGUCUUGCAUUAAUACUUUUUUUCACUGUACUGGAGCUUGACCUGAUGUGAUGACAAUGUACAGUUGCAGUUUAAUUUAGCAGCAUAGCGGUGUUUUCAUUUGGUUGUUACCUAAUAUGUACAGUUUUUGUAGUGUGUGUGUGCGUGCGUGUGUGUGUGGUUUUGUGCUACACUGUCUUGGUUGUGAUGACUAUGAAAGUUUGGGGGUAACAGCGGUCGCCCUUGACUUCUUCCACAGUGGUUUGCAGUGAUCAGCCUGUUUCUGUUGUUUGAAUAAAAUAUUGUUUUCACAAGAA